Hyposmocoma kahamanoa is the source of this 615-nucleotide messenger RNA. RefSeq lists its product as uncharacterized. The transcript is spliced from 4 exons. The coding region runs from base 38 to 574 and encodes 178 amino acids. The record is from RefSeq and is a predicted model, not a curated record. Lineage: Eukaryota; Metazoa; Arthropoda; Insecta; Lepidoptera; Cosmopterigidae.
CUGUUUUGAGAUUUUUUAAUUUAAAACUGUAAACAGAAUGGAAGAAACCAUGAACGAAGGGGAGGCACAUCAAUCUUUGCGAUCCCCACCUCGACGUAGAAGGUCUACAUUCUUCGAAAGACGGGAAUCGUUUAUACCACAGCCAGUAUCCGAAAAUGUAGAGCCGAGUUCAUCCAACAUGACCACAGAUGUUCAAGAAAAACACAACUCUGAACUACAGAGGUAUCAUAACCAACUCCUUGCAGAAAAGGAAAAGUGGAAAAUGGAAGUUAAGGAUAGACGAAACAUGUACCAUGACCUCAGACAACAAUACCAAAUGGCAGUAAAAGCAUCAGGUAGAUCACGGAUGUCCUAUUCAACACUCUCAAACGAUGACAUAGAAUUUAUCAAAGGAAAAUGCCAUAUUAACAAAUUAGUGGAAAGUCAACAGAAGUUACAUAAAUCAGUAAAAGAGACACGAGCAUUGUACAAAAGAGCUUGUGAGCUUGAUGAUGUUGUACUGAGUCUGUGUGAAGACAAAGUAAAUAAGAUUACAGAAUACAUAAUUGAUAAUAGUACAAUAGAAAGUAAAUAGUAUGAGUUAUGGCAAUUAUUUCAACCACAAUAACAGAACAA